CGGUUGCCAGAAUUGCUGUAUUUUUUUUUUCGACCUUGUAUGAUAUAUGAAUUGAUUCGCUCCCUAGCGUUUUUCACUUCGGUUUUGAUUUUCGGCGCAGCAUGAGUCGUGAAAGACCACUGAGAGGCGGUUGUUCAUGUGGAAGAAAUCAAUAUGCCAUAAUUGUACCUCCGGAUUCUGCGGAGCAAGCCGAAGUUUACUUUGAUACAAGUAGCGAGCACAGGCGGACCCAAGGGGCACCGCUAACAGCUUGGCUCCGCGUUCCCUUGCUGUGGUAUCAGUCUUUUACAAGAUCCUACUUCCCUGACGAAACCCAUGCUGCUAUUCGCCGCGUUUUCAUCCCAGAGACCGCCCCACACAGCAGACGUGUCUUCUGUGGCUUCUGCGGCACUCCGUUGACUUUCUGGACCGAAGAUCCACCAGAGGAGGCCGACUACAUGUCUGUCACUGUCGGGAGUCUUUCAAGUGAGGAUCAGGAUAUUCUUGAGGAUUUGGACCUUCUCCCAAGGGAUCCUACGAAUGAAGAGAUUGCUAACACUAGCUCUUCUACAUCCGCUUCUCCGCCUACGGAUCCUCUUCAGCUUCGGUUCAGGGAGCCUCAAAUCUCAGUAACCCGUCGAGCGGGGGCCAUUUAUGGCAUUCCUUGGUUUGAGGAAAUGAUUCAAGGAAGCCGUUUGGGCCGUAUUGGUAAACAUCGUCGGGGUUUCGGGGCUUCACCAGACAGAUCGGUGCAGAUCGAAUGGGAGGUGACCGAAUGGCAUGACACAACUGGAGGUCCGACCACGCAAAAACAUGGUUCAAGUCCAGAUCGUGUAACGAUCUCUUCUAAAAGAAAGAGCCCAGAGGAAUAAUCUGCGAAUAGUCAGAGGCUCUAACUUGCUUUGCGGGCGUUGCCUUCGCUCUUUGCUGCUCUUGGAGUUCAUACCAGUGUUUCUCCAUGUACUCUACAAUACUUGGCUGGGUUCCGCUUCAAAUUGUGGCCCAGCCUAAUAUACCGUAAGGUUCUCCCGAUAUCUAGUAUCAGAGAUCCGUUUAUUUUUAUUAACAGUUAUAGCCCGUCCGGCGAAUCUUCGACGAGCUCACAGGAUGUCCUUGAGAUUUUGAAUCUAUAUUUGAGUUGAAAACACACUCGCCUUUGCUUCGGGAAAAGCCUCUCUUGUCCCAAUGCUCUUGUUGGGAUAAGUAUAACUCCUUUUUUCCCUUU
This is a messenger RNA of Coccidioides immitis RS, 1204 nucleotides long. RefSeq lists its product as uncharacterized. Gene Ontology annotation, molecular function: carbon-sulfur lyase activity. The transcript is spliced from 5 exons. The record is from RefSeq and is a predicted model, not a curated record. The coding region runs from base 102 to 851 and encodes 249 amino acids. Lineage: Eukaryota; Fungi; Ascomycota; Eurotiomycetes; Onygenales; Onygenaceae.